Molecule: messenger RNA, 1568 nt
Organism: Piliocolobus tephrosceles (Ugandan red Colobus)
Lineage: Eukaryota; Metazoa; Chordata; Mammalia; Primates; Cercopithecidae
Gene: THTPA
Product: thiamine triphosphatase
Exons: 3
Coding region: 142-834 (230 amino acids)
Biological process (GO): thiamine metabolic process; dephosphorylation; thiamine diphosphate metabolic process
Molecular function (GO): magnesium ion binding; thiamine triphosphate phosphatase activity
Source: RefSeq, a predicted model, not a curated record
GCCGGGACCUGCCCGGCCCGCGGAGGGUCGGGACGAGGUCCGGGAUCAGGAACUGCUCCCGGCAUUCCUCGCGGGUGUAUGGCGUGGGCUCCCUUCCCCCUCUCUGGGUCCCGCGAGGAGACUCUCGGGCUUUGAGGUAGCAUGGCCCAGGGUUUGAUAGAGGUGGAGCGAAAGUUCCUUCCAGGGCCUGGCACAGAGGAGCGGCUGCAGGAGUUGGGGGGCACCCUGGAGCACCGGGUCACCUUCCGGGACACCUACUAUGACACCCCUGAGCUGAGCCUCAUGCGGGCUGACCACUGGCUGCGACGACGAGAGGAUAGUGGAUGGGAGCUCAAAUGUCCUGGAGCAGCAGGUGUCUUAGGACACCACACGGAGUAUAAGGAACUCACAGCGGAACCUACAAUUGUGGCCCAGCUCUGUAAGGUGCUGGGGGCUGAUGGCCUGGGGGCUGGAGAUGUGGCUGCUGUGCUGGGCCCAUUGGGGCUGCAGGAAGUAGCUAGUUUUGUGACUAAGCGGAGUGCCUGGAAACUGGUGCUCUUGGGAACUGAUGAAGAGGAGCCACAGCUCAGGGUGGACUUGGAUACAGCCGACUUUGGCUAUGCUGUGGGUGAGGUAGAGGCCCUGGUGCAUGAGGAGGCUGAAGUACCAACUGCCCUAGAGAAGAUCCACAGGCUCAGCAGCAUGCUUGGUGUGCCUGCACAGGAGACAGCACCGGCCAAGCUGAUCGUGUACCUACAGCGUUUCCGGCCUCAAGACUAUCAGCGCCUGCUAGAAGUGAACAGCUCCAAGCAGAGGCCACAGGGGAUUGAAGAUCCUGAUAACUGCCUGGGCUAGGGGUGUCACUUCCCAGAAUGGGAAGGGAACUCUGGGUCUAAUGGAGUCCACUCCUGGCCCACUGUGCCUCUCCCCUCAGCAUCCCUUCUGACAGUGACUCCUCUCUCUCUAGCUCUGCCUGUUUCUUCCCCUUACUCUAAGCUACUCUUCCUUGAGCCCUCCCUGGCUGUUGCUUCUUCCCUCAUCCGUCAGAUGCAAUCUGUGGGCCGCCCCUCUCCCCUGGCCGCUAAGCAGCCUCCAUUGAUUUCCGCUCGUGUUUAUAGGAUUUCCACUUAGCCGUGAUCAGUAGUUAAGCACAGGAAAAUCCCUUGCCACCCCCCUCCCUUGGUCGAUGCCAUUGAUUCUGCCAGCAGCUCCUAAACCGCCUUACAGCUGAGUUAGAAGAUGAGGGGAGGCAGCAGGGAUUUCCCUGCCUCGGGGUGUGGGAAAUAGAAGCAAGUUGAGGAAAUGGUUGGGAAUCCCAGUUAGAACUCUAGAAAUUCUAUUCUGAUUUUGCCACUGUGCCCAGCUCUGGCCCAGAGGGUAGAGUGCCAGCUUUAGAAGUUUGGGGCAAAUUUGUUCCCUGACCUGAAGAGGGUUAGAAAGAACCAGCAGCCGCCCCAUCCCCGCCCCUGUGUUGAGUCAGGUUCUCAAGGUUCAGGGGAAGAUGCACACCUCUUAUGUAAGAAUGCUUUUCCCUGGCUGUUAUUCAUACACAUUUUCCACUUCAAAUAUACCCAAAUAUGGCUUUCCUC